This is a messenger RNA of Tribolium madens (black flour beetle), 1279 nucleotides long. RefSeq names its product ATPase H(+)-transporting accessory protein 2 (gene ATP6AP2). The transcript is spliced from 4 exons. Gene Ontology annotation, cellular component: external side of plasma membrane; membrane. NCBI's taxonomy places the organism in Eukaryota, Metazoa, Arthropoda, Insecta, Coleoptera, Tenebrionidae. Gene Ontology annotation, molecular function: signaling receptor activity. Gene Ontology annotation, biological process: positive regulation of Wnt signaling pathway. The record is from RefSeq and is a predicted model, not a curated record. The coding region runs from base 120 to 1127 and encodes 335 amino acids.
CAUGCUUGCCACCUGUCACGGGACCUGUCAUAUGAUUCUGACAUUUUCCUGGUGUGGUUAGUGUGUCAUAUGAUUUAAGUUUGAAAAAAUCGCCCGUUUUGCGAUAAAUCUGUCGAAAAAUGAUCACUCCGUUAGUUUGUGUGGCAUUUUUGGCCGCUUCUGUUUCCGCAAAUGGUGAAUUAACGAUUCUUCACCACCCUUCAAGUCUCCUCUUCAAAGGGCACGACCACGUCAGAGAGAGCAUUUUAAAGGAGGUUUACUCUAGUGCAUUGGGAUUUUCAACUGAGCAGUACUCAAACUGGGAUGGUUUAUUCAUCGAAGAUCCUUUCAAUUUGGCCAAAGCUGUUGUGACCGUCAGUGUCGACGGUAUAACAGACAUAGGCAAUGGCAAAGGGCACAAUUUCCCCCUCAAAACGAACGUCGACGAGUUUGAAGUCUUCUCAGCCUUGGAAAAGAGAGUUUUGGAGAGGUAUCCUGAAACUGAGGGCCACCUAAUUAGGAUUAGUGCCGGGGAUGGUCUCCAUCAAAUCCACAAGCAUAAAAUUUUCAAAAAUCUCGAACUCAACAAGUCGAAGAAAAUCCACAAUUAUCUCAAAUCAAGUGUGGAGGAGGACCAAGCGUUUUUGAACGAAAUGAGAGUCUUGAACAGUAUCGCAGACGAAGUUGACAACACUGGAAUUAAGCAAGAUGGCACCCCUGAUGUGUUUUGGUUUAAAAUUGAAAGUUUGCACCCUUUGAUUGACUUGUACGGCGAGAAUUCAACCAAAGUUAAAGAAGCCAAACAACUGUUAAAUGAUGCAAUCCUUCAUUUAAAUUCUGUUUUUACUAAAGUCUACAAGGACAAAGUUUUGGUCAGUGUUAUAACAAGUGAUGUUGUGCACACUAGACGUGCUAGAAACAUUUUGCAAGAGAAUAAACCCGACACUAAGGACACUGAAACGCUCAAAGUCAACCCUGCCAAGUUUUACAGUAAGGAUUAUCCCGUUAUUUUUAAUAUUAUUCUGUGGUUUGGGGUCGCAAUGACGUUUACUUUACUUGCUAUUUGCAUUGCAAUUGCUCAAAUGGAUCCUGGAAGAGACUCAAUUAUUUACAGGAUGACGAGCACUCGUCUCAAGAAGGAUAAUUGAAUGUGUGGAGAAUUCAUAGUAUUAUUGUGUGUAAAUUCCUGUUAAAUUUUCUGUAAAUUGUAGUUUAGGUGGUAACUUAUGUAAUCCUGUGAUCUUAAGUUAGAGCACAAUAAAGUACUUGGUCACAAAUAAACGACAAAUCUUAACAAUAA